GAUAGUAUCGCGCACAUGAUCGCGCAGACUGUACGUAGAUGACGCAGUGAGCUGAGCUCCAGUGAAGAUGGCUCCCUUUCCUGACGAGGUGGAUGUUUUUACUGGCCCACAUUGGCGAAUGAAGCAGCUGGUGGGCCUGUACUGCGAAAAACUGUCAAAAACCAACUUCUCCAACAACAAUGAUUUCCGGUCUUUUCUACAGUCUCUGUGCGCCACCUUUAAGGAGUUCAAGAUGCAUGAACAAAUUGAGAAUGAAUACAUUAUCGGCCUGUUGCAACAGCGCUGCUGCACUGUGUACAAUGUGCACUCUGACAACAAACUGUCUGAGAUGUUGUCUCUCUUUGAGAAAGGGCUGCACAGUGUUAAGAGUGAAUACGAGCAGCUUAACUAUGCGCAGCAGCUGAAGGAGAGACUGGAAGCUUUCACACAGGACUUUCUGCCUCACAUGAAGGAAGAAGAGGAGGUGUUUCAGCCAAUGCUUAUGCAGUACUUCACCUAUGAGGAGCUCAAGGACAUCAAGAAACAGGUGAUAGCGCAGCACUGCAACCAACAGCAGGGCGGCUGUGCAGUCGAGGUGCUGAAGGGCUUCAGUUUGUGGAGCCACGCAGAGGAGCUGCAGAAAGCCUUCAAAUAUGCCGAUCACGAGAAGACAGAUUAUGAACUGGAAAAGAACAGAAAUUCUUCAACCCACAUCUCCAAGCUGCCCACAGAAAUUAUGCUGAGGCUGUUCCAUUAUUUGAGCCCUGAAGAUCUGUGUCGGUGCAGUCAGGUGUGCAGCUCUUGGUCAGAGCUCGCCAAGACGGGUUCUUUGUGGAGGCACCUGUAUCCUGUGCGCUGGGCCAGAGGUGAUUAUUAUAGUGGACCACCCGGGGAUCUGGACCAGGAGCCUGAUGAGGAGUGGGUGAAGAGUCGGGAGAACGAGGGCCGUGCCUAUCAGGAAUGGGACGAGGACGCUGAUGUAGAUGAGUCUGACAUGUCGGGGAAUAGAGGCGGCUCCUCGGCAAUCAGCACUGCUCAGAGAGAGAAGAGGCUCCUGAACGGGAUCAUCCAGAACCUUCUGCCGGCCGUGGGUCCAUCUGUCAAGUCCAUCACUCUGGCAUACAGCUCUACCGUCUCCAGUAAAAUGGUCCGUCAAAUCCUCAGUCUCUGCCCCAACAUUACUCAUCUGGACCUGACCCAGACUGAUGUUACAGAUUUGGCCUUUGACAGCUGGUCGUCCCUCGGGGCCUGUCGCUCUCUGGAGCACCUGGAUUUGUCGGGCUGCGAGAAGAUCUCCGAUCACACCCUGAAGAAGUUAUCCGUCGGGCUGGGCGACGUCACGUCUCCCGUCGGUGUCGACAAACACUCAGACCGGCGAGCCAAGCUUCUCAAAAGCCCCACUGUUCCCAUCACGCUCAUGGAUGAGAGAAACCUGCAUCCGGUGGGGCGCAAGCGGCAGGCCAUCAUCUUCAAGCAGGGGACUGCCCGCUGGGGGGCCGCCUGCACGCCCACACAAGUGUGGGUCCUGGACACUUCGAACCUCGCCGACAUUGAAGACGCCGCGGAGUGGAGCCGCCGCGGCGGGAUGUCUCUCCCGGGCACGGAAAGCUUUGUCGAGACACAGCUGGUGGGAGGCUCGUGCUGCUGCAGGAGGAGGAUGAGGCGCGGGCACAGGACUGGCUCGGAAGCCUCCUAUUUGCAUCAGCAGUACGCUAUGUCUGGGGAAGUGUUCUGCGGCCACUCCACCUGCUGCACUACUGACACGGCCCUCAGGACUUUCACUGGGCCUCAGCACAAGUCAGGGACCACUAGAAAAAACACUGCAGAAUUCUGGACUAAAUGCUCUCUGCUCGGGGGCCUGCAGUGCGCGGAGUCUGAAAACAGGACUGACCGAUCGGAAGCAAAACGCUCGCUGAGAUUUCUCAGUCUCUCUGGAUGUUAUCAGAUCACUGAUUUGGGCUUAAGGGCUCUGUCUCAGCGCGGAGGGCUUCCCGUCCUGGAGCACCUCAACCUGUCUGGCUGCCUGUUCAUCACCGAGGUCGGGCUGCAGGAGCUCGUGUCGGCCUGUCCUUCCCUCAACGACGAACACUUCUAUUACUGCGACAACAUCAACGGUAACGCAAGCCAAACGCAAAAUAGCGUGCAUGCACAUUAUUUAGCGCUGAAGAGGUCGUGUCCUUGUUUUAAGAUGUAAUGGUGACUGUGCAUUAUUUGUGAGUAAACCCAUUACAGUGUGUGUCAACUAUAACAAACACCACUAACCCCACUCACAUAGCGCGUCCGAGUGUAAGUAAUCGGUGCUGCUGAGAUGGGAGGUAAGUGGGCGUUACAGUAGCCAGCAUGAAUGAUGCCUUCAGUGAUGCCUUCAAUGAUGCCAGGCAGUUUAUUAAAUCAUUCAAAUAUCAUCGUUUCACCUGUCCUCCUGGAUGCAGGUCAGUGUAUAACCCCAGCGUGGUGUUUGUCUCCAGGUCCUCAUGCAGACACAGCCAGCGGCUGCCAGAACCUGCAGUGUGGUUUCAGAGCGUGCUGUCGCUCUGGAGAGUGAUCCCUGCAAGCAACGCUCUCCUACAAUGUCACUUCUCCUUUUCAUUGCACUUUAUCCCGGGAAUACCGUUUGCUGUAUUUGUGUCACGUAAAAAUGUUUCUUGACGAAACUGUAAUUCUGCUCCUGUUAUUUCCGCCUAUAUUAUUAAUGGAAAUAAUCCUUUAGAUAAGGAAAACAAAAGGGGUGAAGUGUCUGCAAAUGUACAUUCGGGUUCCUUUUUUUGGGUUUGGAAAUGUUAAAAAAAAACAAAAAAAACAAGUUCAGCACCAAGUAGGUAGUGUUUCCUGUAGUUAAACACAUUUGUUUUGUCACAGACUAAACAGAUUUACUUGAGUCUGCUUCUCCCCGCGCUGUUCACUCAUUUAUAAUCAGCACAGUGACUGACUGAGAGAUCGGGUUUUGUACUGAAGAUGGGGAUAAGAAAAAUUAAACUGAGGAGGAGAGAUUCUCUCUUUACUUUGAAGCUGACUGAUCUCAGUGUCGGUCAUAUUGUUGACGGUUAGGGUCUGUACAUAGGAAUUUUGUGACUGCCCUGCUACAAUACCCCGACAUUGGCAAGGAAACCGUCUGAGUUUCUGAGGCGUAGGACUCGGUCCAUGAUGUCGCGGUAUAGUCUCAAACAUUUUGUCCCGAGUUUUUCACCAAAACUUUUUUUUUUUUUUUUUUGGCUUCUCUUUUCUGUUAUGCACUCCACAUGGACCAACGCUCACUGAUUUGGACACAGCCAAUGCUGAGGAGCUUUUAGAGAACCUGCUGGGGGGAGUAAAAAUAAUCAUUCAUGGCUGCAGCAGGAUUUGUUUUCUGGUUUAAAGUCUUGCAUGAGGUUCAUUGGAAAUGUUCAGUUCAUAACAAAAGUAUGUUGGAGUUAGAAACUGCAGCUGGUCAUAUUAAUACUUACAAACAAGCCAGAGUAGUGUCUUAAACACAUUUAAGAGUUAAUUACAUGUAUUAUACAUAUCCAACAAACUGCAAUAAAUCCUCUUUUUGUUGAGA
This is a messenger RNA of Mugil cephalus (flathead mullet), 3517 nucleotides long. It is a transcript of the gene fbxl5, whose product is annotated as F-box and leucine-rich repeat protein 5. The transcript is spliced from 10 exons. Gene Ontology annotation, biological process: intracellular iron ion homeostasis. The coding region runs from base 68 to 2173 and encodes 701 amino acids. The record is from RefSeq and is a predicted model, not a curated record. Gene Ontology annotation, molecular function: protein binding. Lineage: Eukaryota; Metazoa; Chordata; Actinopteri; Mugiliformes; Mugilidae.